GUUGUCAUAAACGAUCUCUCGCCAUGCCAUACGUUCUCUGCUUUCCUUCCUUAAUUCAAGCAUUCAACACAAAGCCAAACCCUUUUCCUCUUUCUCCUUUCUCACAAAUCCUAAUUGCCCGAACAAUGAGGUGAGAGAAAAAGAGAAAGGUACGCUAUAAUGGGUAAAAAAAGGUACAAAUUUUAUGAAAAAAUCCCCUGCUGCCUCCUCUUCUUCCUCCUCAUAGCGGUUGCCUCACCUAAUGAGUUAUCCACAGUCGUCCGUGAUGGUUCUGCCAAUGAUGCAUCUAUUAUGGCUAAAUUGGCUAAGUCUCUUAUACCAACACCACCUGGCUGGUCAGGUUCCAACGUAUGUAAAUGGUCAGGCGUCUCCUGUGACUUUUCAGGCAGAGUUUCUUCAAUUAGCCUCAUAUCAAAAUCUUUGGGAGGCCAAUUACCACCAGAUCUUAAUCAACUUUCUAAUCUUCAAACCCUUAAUAUCCAAAAGAACCGCAUUUCGGGUUCCUUACCUUCUUUAUCAGACCUUCAUUCUCUUCAAGAUGUUCAUCUUGAUUCCAAUAAUUUUACAUCCGUUCCUCCUAAUUUCCUUUCCGGACUAACAAAUUUACAGAAGUUUAGCAUUGAUGACAAUCCUAGUCUUCCUCCAUGGAAAAUUCCUGAUAGUUUGACGGACUCAACAUCCUUGGCUGAUUUUUCAGCAUCCAAUGCUAAUAUAUAUGGUCAAAUUCCAGACAUUUUUGGGUCAUUCCCUAGUAUGGAGAAUCUUAGGCUUUCGUAUAAUAAUAUUACGGGGUUCUUGCCGUAUUCUUUCGCUAAGUCUGGGAUUCAAAACUUGGUACUUAAUAAUCAAAAGCUUGGGCUUUCAGGAAGGAUUGAUGUUCUUGGUUCUAUGGAACAGUUAACUCAGGUUUGGAUCCAUGUUAAUAAGUUUACAGGGCCAAUUCCUGAUCUUUCUCUUUGUACUAAUUUGGUGGAUAUUCAGCUUCGUGAUAAUAGUUUAACUGGAGCUAUUCCUGCUUCUCUGAUUUCCCUUCCUAAGCUGGCUAAUGUGUCUUUGCAAAAUAACAUAUUUUUAGGCCCAAUUCCAGGUUUCAAACCAAAUGUCCAAGUCACCCUUGGAAACACAAACCAUUUUUGUAAUCCUUUUCUAGGGCCAUGUGAUCCACAGGUAACUGUACUGCUUGAUGUUGCUGGAGCCGUGGGCUGUCCGAUGACACUAGCCGAGUCUUGGGCAGGGAACAAUCCUUGUAAAGGUUGGAACUAUAUUACAUGUGAUGCUAAGGGAAGUGUGACUGUAAUCAAUUUUGCAAAACAGAAUUGGGUUGGUACAAUAUCUCCUGUUGUUGCUAAUCUCACCAGUCUGAAAUCAUUGGUCAUGAAUGAUAAUAAUCUCACAGGUCCUAUUCCAGUCAGCCUCACCAGUUUACUAGAGCUGCAGCUUGUCGAUGUUUCCAACAACAAUAUUUCUGGCAAGAUCCCAAAAUUUCGUUCAGAUGUCAUUGUGAAAACAUCUGGUAAUCCAUUUAUGGGGAAAGAUUUUCCCCCAAGUGCUCCACCUGGUGGAAGACCAAGUCUAAGUUCGUCUGGUGGGAUAGAUAAUAAUUCACUUUCUGCUGCAAAAGAUGCACAACAUAAAUCUUCCAUCUCUACAUGGGUCAUUGUUGCUAUUGUUAUUGUUGUUGUUGUCUUAAUCAUAGUUUUGUGCUUGGUGAUAUAUAAAUACAAGCGUAAUGGAAAAUCAAAAUUGAGUAAAGGCAAGGAGAAAAAAUUGAAGAAUGGUUCCCCUAAAAACGUGAAGGGUUAUGGUGCAAUUCCAAGCACGGCCAGUCAAAGUAGUACUUCAAAUAGUGAAAUAUAUGUAUAUGAUGGUGGCAAUGUAACUAUUCCAGUGGAACUUCUGCGAGAGGUGACAAACAAUUUCAACGAAGAAAAUAUAUUGGGAUGUGGUGGCUUUGGGAUUGUUUAUAAAGGUAAACUCCAUGAUGGGACAGAGAUUGCUGUGAAGAGGAUGGAAGCUUCUAUAGCGAGUAACAAGGGUCUGAACGAAUUUAGAGCUGAAAUCGAGGUACUCACAAAGGUUAGGCACAGACACUUAGUGGCACUUCAUGGCUUUUGUGUCAAUGGAUAUGAGAGGCUUUUAGUAUAUGAGUACAUGCCACAAGGGACGUUAGGCCAGCACUUGUUCGAUCAUGAUCAAUUAGGAUUUCUACCUCUCACUUGGAAGCAAAGAUUAACAAUAGCACUGGACGUUGCCAGAGGGGUAGAGUAUCUGCAUGGUUUGGCACAACAGAGCUUCAUACAUAGAGAUCUAAAGCCUUCUAACGUACUUCUUGGAGAUGACAUGAGGGCUAAGGUCUCCGAUUUUGGAUUAGUUAAAAAUGCACCUGAUGGCAAGUACUCUGUGGAGACGAGGCUAGCAGGAACGUUUGGGUAUCUUGCACCAGAGUACGCUUCCACUGGAAGAGUAACUACGAAGAUUGAUGUCUUCGCCUUUGGAGUGAUAUUGAUGGAGAUACUCACGGGCAGAAAAGCACUUGACGAGAACUUGCCAGAAGAGAGAAGUCAUUUAGUGGCUUGGUUUAAAAAGAUGGUUGUAAACAAAGAGAAGAUUGUAGAAGUGCUAGACCAGACCCUGGAUCCAGACGAGGAAAAUUACCAGAGCAUAUACAAAGUAGCAGAGCUAGCAGGACAUUGCACAGCUAGGGAACCAUCUCAAAGACCAGAUAUGAGCCAUGCGGUAAAUGUCUUAGCUCCUUUGGUAGAGCAAUGGACUCCCACUGCCACUGCUGGAGAUGAUAGUUUCAAUAUUGACUUCACUAUGAGCCUUCCUCAAGCCCUGCAAAAAUGGAAAGCUAAUGAUGAUUCCAUGCUCUCUGAAGACACGUCUUAUGGUGACUAUACCACAUCCUCAAGGACUUCACAGUCCAUAACAACAAUCAGGAAGGUGGCAGAGACAGACAAAAACACAUUUAGUUAUACAAAGGAACACCAGUGAGUAAUGUAAAAAUACUUAAGUUGUGACGAAAAGACGUGUAUAUUAAUGUUAAGGAACUGAUAACAUAGAUAUGCACCUUUCUGUCUCAUUUUCCACUCUCUCUUUUUCUUUUUUUUUUAUAUAUGAUUAUUG
Molecule: messenger RNA, 3126 nt
Organism: Solanum dulcamara
Lineage: Eukaryota; Viridiplantae; Streptophyta; Magnoliopsida; Solanales; Solanaceae
Product: receptor-like kinase TMK4
Exons: 2
Coding region: 160-2994 (944 amino acids)
Biological process (GO): protein phosphorylation
Molecular function (GO): protein kinase activity; ATP binding; protein binding
Source: RefSeq, a predicted model, not a curated record